Molecule: messenger RNA, 612 nt
Organism: Malania oleifera
Lineage: Eukaryota; Viridiplantae; Streptophyta; Magnoliopsida; Santalales; Ximeniaceae
Product: glutathione S-transferase U4-like
Exons: 3
Coding region: 1-612 (203 amino acids)
Biological process (GO): glutathione metabolic process; lipid metabolic process
Cellular component (GO): cytoplasm
Molecular function (GO): glutathione transferase activity
Source: RefSeq, a predicted model, not a curated record
AUGGAAGUAGAAGAAGGAGUCAAGGUAUUGGGGUUGUGGACAAGCCCGUACAGUAAUAGGGUUGAUACUGCCCUAAAACUGAAGAGCAUACCCUACGACUACAUAGAAGAAGAGGACAUAUACGGCAAGAAAAGCGAGUUGCUACUGAAGUUAAACCCGGUUCACAAGAAGAUUCCGAAACCCAUCGCCGAGUCUCCUGUAAUUCUCCAGGACGUGGUUGAGACAUGGAAAACCAAUUACUCCAUCUUGCCUCAAGAUCCAUACCAGAGAGCCAUGGCUCGUUUCUGGGCCAAGUUCAUUGAUGUUGAGUUUAAAGGUGAGGGAUUGAGCAUAACGGUGGCUGGGCACAGCAUGGGGAGUUCACUGGGUGUUCUGUUUGCCUACGAUGUUGCUGAGCUUGGAUUGAAUAGGAACUGCGGAUUGGACCGAGAAAUCCCGAUCACAGUUUUCGCAUUCGCCAGCCCAAGAGUCGGGAAUGCCGACCUCAAGGAAAGUUGCGAGGAGCUGGGUGUGAAAGUUCUAAGAAUAGCCAAUGAGGGAGAUACGAGUUUCCAUGGAGUUGCUCGUGUUACGCUCACGUGGGUGUUGAACUGGCGAUCAACUUUUUCAUGA